Messenger RNA from Exophiala dermatitidis NIH/UT8656, 3828 nucleotides. RefSeq lists its product as uncharacterized. The record is from RefSeq and is a predicted model, not a curated record. Lineage: Eukaryota; Fungi; Ascomycota; Eurotiomycetes; Chaetothyriales; Herpotrichiellaceae. The transcript is spliced from 3 exons. Bases 2091 to 3557 code for a protein of 488 amino acids.
GCGCUCUCUAGUAGGCUGCUAUCUGUCUCGUCUUUGCAUCUCGCGUAAUUGCACGCAGGGCGCAACCAGGUCGUGUUGUUACAUUUGAUUCUGCUCCCGUUUGGGCAAGCAACAUGUAACAACAUGUGCAGAAACGAACGCAAGAGGUCCGGGAACGUGUGACUUCUCGUCUCGGUUUCGUAGACGAACUUCUCUACGUGCUCUUGCGAUACAGGAGGCACCAUGAACGGGUCUGGUCGCACGUUCCGCGGUGGCUUCACACUCAUGCCUGUCAGAUGGAGGGAUGUCGAGCCUCGACCACGUGGAGGCUUGCGUGAGCCGGCGCCACCAAAUGCAGCGCGGCGGACCCGUGCCGUAGUCCAGGUGUGUCGGGCUGAGCCGGGUUGAUUGAUUUGCACGCUCUUGAUUCUGAUCGCAGGAUCACACCGUCAGCACUGUCUUGGGUAGUUGCCUAACAGGCUUGACCCUCGCCCGGUCAGUGAUUGGUUUAGGAUGUACUGCAUAUGCAUCGUAAAGGCGGUCGACGUCCUGGGUAGACUCGGCCUAAUGGAUAGGUCUGACCGGCGUGCUGAGUUGUUGCCAAAAUCCCACAGGAGUUCUUCUACUGUUGCACCUGACUUCGCAUUGCCGUAAAAGCGAAGGUGGAUCCUGUAACCAAAUCAGGGAUCAUCAUCAUUUUGAGCCUGCGUGGAUGCAAUCCAAUCCUGCAUCAAAGCCUGAGCAUUUCCUUCCGUUCCAGACUUCUGCUUCCCUGGCCCGCCCUUGCGCUCGACAAAGAGGCAGAGCACCCAUCCCCAGAUGCUGAACCCUUCGUAGGUCGUCCGGAACCCCAGCUUUUUCUUGUCAUCAGCUUCUUCCUCAUGAGCUUCAUCUCUGCCAUGAUGCUGCGCAUCUUGUUCGAGAUCGCCGGCUUCAGGUAUCUGUCCGAGAUCAACGCGUUCAUCGUCACUUUCGUCCUGAAUCAUGACUGCGUCUCGGUCGGCACCUGUGAGUUUGCCGCCAUUGUUGGUCCGUAUCGUCUCCCGCUGCUGAAACGUUUUGUUCUUUACCAAUAGCGAGUGUCGCGUGCGGAUUUCCGUUAGGAAUAUCGAGACUUCGAAGUCAUCUAGAGAUAACUGUGAACGCGGAUUCCUGCUGCGCGGGUGUUUUGCUCCUACCCUUUUUCACAAUGUCCUUGACACUUUUCUUUUUCUUCCCUUUGCCCCUCGCUCUCUCAUUCUCCUCUCUAAGCUUGGGCAGGACGUAUGGUUUGAUUGCCUCGAAAACACGUGGAAGAGCCGGGUCCUUCUCGCUGAGGAGCCAUCGUGGUUCGUCGGCAGGAUUCUCCAGAAAGAUCCGGCAUUCGAGGACAGAAUGCUUACUGAUGCGCAAAUAGCGUCGUAUUGGUGCCAUCAAUUUGGAAGCACGGCACAAACUCGACAACUUGAACUCGAACAGUCGCCGGCACAAUCAGUUGGAAGGAGAUCAACCAAAGUCCCACGCCGAAAUACUUCGGAGGUGUGUCAUCGCCAACGGUCACGUGGAGAUUAGAUAAGGCCUCCCCGGACCUCAGCCUUAAGGAGCUCGACGUCGUCUGAAGUCUUUGGUGCAACAAUGCGCUGUAUCAAGGAUGGAAAGUAUCAUGGCGCCUCCUGCGAUGGGGCGGUAAUAUGACGGGAUUUUCGUGCUCGAUGUGCAGGUGGGGAUAUGGGAACCCGGCGAGGUAUUGACCACAGGUACGGGUCGCUCCUGCUCGUCGGCGGCCUCUGUCCAAAUUUGAAGAGACUCGGGAUGUCGAGGGGAUUGUUUCGUGUCAUCAAGGACAUCUUUUGGAAAAGAUGGUUGAGAGUACAACUGAACGUCCACAAGGACGCCUUCUUUGGUAGGGACAUGAGAGUCGUCUGCAUAUCAUGACCUUCAUGCACAGCUGCCGUAACAGACCAACCGCUCCCCAGCGAUGCGGUGACAAUAUUGAGGCUGCGCUCCUCAAUAGAUUGAUUCAAUAACAUGCGCUUCCAAAGUCUCAUUACCCCAGUGAAGAAUGCGUGAGUUCUUCUCUUCCUCUGUAUCUCCAUUUGACCAUCUCUUCACCCGUGUACUGCCCUGCCAUCAUGGCUCCUUCCUCGACUACCCCCAACUUCUCCAGACCGCUGCCCUCUCCUAUGCUGCCAGGCGGGGUGGGCACUCCAGGAAGAGGUGCAAAGGAUCGACAUGCCUUGAGGGAACUGCCCAACUCAGUAUUUCUAGCAAACACCAGUAUGCCACAGGUGGUGCAGGCAGGAAGAGCAAAAGAGGCUGCUCCAGCAAGCCAGAGAUUGUUUGACAUAGCAACAGACGGUGUUGUGCCAGACAAACAGGCACACUCCAACAAGCUGAACACAACGAACGACGCUAGUACUGAUGGAACCUACGAGAUUGUGCAGCAGCACAACAACAACAACCGCAGCAGAAGACGGUUGUCUAAAGUUAGUGUGAAGAGUGCAGCUGAAUCUAGUAUCAGCGACCUCAGUAUUGACCUCGGCGGUCCUGACAAGCCGAUCUCCAACUUCCGACCCAAUCUGUGGCGUCAUCUCGACCGUGACCGUGAAGUUCUCAACAUCGACCUCUUCUGGCCGGUCAAGCUUGACGAUGAAGAGGACAGUGACGAAGACGAAGACGAAGGAAAGGCUACCAAUGACGACGGCGACUCAAAGGACGUCUUCCCUUUCAAAGAACUCAAGCCUCUCACAGAGUUCUACAAUCUCCAUCAUCUCAAGCUUAACGGCAUGAUGCGGUCCUACCAACCUUUGAUCUGGGCAACCUGCUGGGUCAACAAACGCCUGACCAAGGUUCACCUUGAGAUGGCUCUGGAACCUGUCAUCAAUGCAGACAUCAUGCACAAAUACCGCAAGAUUGACCUCAACUGGGUCUACGACCGCUUGUCCGACACCACGGUCGAGUGCGAAUAUCUCGGCUCCCACGGCGAGGGAAUCCUGCAUGAAGAGUUUGGCGAAGGUGAGUAUCUCGAUCAACAGGCAAUGAAGGCAGGCCAAAUCAACGUGGUCCACGUCCUGCCGGUCGAGAACUUUCGCUAUCUCCCAAUCACCCACCUCACUUUGAUGAAUUUUGCUGUGGACGCCGGCCCAUUCUUCCGCUGGUUCGACCCUGCCAAGCUCAAAGAAGUCCAAUUCCUCGGAGAUUGCAUCGAUACUGGUUUCUCUCUGCCGCGUGAGAUGAAAUUCACCGUUCGCGUCAAUGGCCCCAAGCCUUUGCCCCUUCCUCCUGCCGGUGCUAGAUGGGUCCGCCCUGGCGAAGUCAAGCUCGUCGACAUCAAACCACGAAAGACAGCUGCCAGCAAUAACAAGGCCAAAACCAACAAGGCCACCGCAGACGAUCGUGGAAGUGCAACUACAAACUCAGAAUUUACAAUUGAAGGAUCCCACAGUGUUGCCUGCGGUGGCUCGACCGGUCUAAAGGGCAAGCUCAGUCAGAUGAUGCCGAAAUGGGCGUCCAAGUCGAAGGACAAGAGUUCGUCCGAACAAGAUCAACCCGUUUACACUAUUGAGAGGAGCUUCUCGGGCAUGAGCCUUUCGGACUGAGCAGCGGCUCGAUGUGAGUCAGGGCGCAGGCAGCUCGCAGUUGAGACGAGAGAUGUGUGACGUAUUUGCUAUGUGCAGUGAUGACAGCCAACAAGGCUGAUUGCGAGCGGUCUGUGUGAAGACCAGAUGACUUUGAGACAGAGUGGGGUGGAUGACAUCGAGUCCGGUUUAUGGACCCUUUGUUAAAGUGCUAUAGCACAGUAAUAGUCCCGAUCCAAACUCGAAGUCAGAAAAUGCUAAUGAAAGAAACACCUGAAACACGAAAAACCGA